AUGGUCGUCCCGACGGGAACAACGCUCUUGCUGACUCUAGCAUGUGCUCCAUCCAUAUGGGCCAAACAGCCCCAAGCGCCGUCGCCCAUCCCUGCACCUCUACGUGAGCUACCAUGGGGCCAACUGAACUUCUUACAUACAACGGAUACACAUGGCUGGCACGGAGGACACCAGCAGGAGCCCCAGUAUGAUGCCGACUGGGGCGACUACAUCUCAUUCGCACACCAUCUCCGUCAGCGAGCAGAUGCUGAUGGCAGCGACCUACUUGUGGUCGACACAGGUGACCGCGUAGAAGGGAAUGGAUUGUACGAUGCCAGUGAUCCACAGGGCAAAUACACAUAUGAGAUCAUCAAACAGCAGACGAUCGAUUUGAUGACUGUCGGGAACCACGAACUGUACAAAGCGAACACGAGCGAGCGCGAGUUUGAGGAGGUUGUUCCUGGGUUUAAAGACGCAUAUGUAGCAAGCAACUUGGAUAUCUACACAGCAAAGGAUAGUCAGAGGAGACCUCUAGCGCCCCGUUUCCGUAAAUUCACCACCAAGAACCAAGGCAUACGCAUCAUUUCUUUCGGAUUCAUCUUCAACUUCAAAGGAAACGCCAAGAACACCGUCGUUCAAAGUGUUGAGGACACCGUGAAAGAGCAAUGGUUUCAAGAUGCGAUUCGGGAGAAAGAUGUGGACCUGUUCCUAGUUGCUGCUCAUGCCCCAGUCCGAGACGGACCCGAAAUCGACACCAUAUACAAAGCUAUCAGGGAGGAAAGAUGGGACAUUCCGAUCGUCUUCUUGGGCGGGCACACUCAUGUGCGUGACUAUCGGAAGCUUGAGAAGAACGCUGUUGCGCUCGAAAGCGGACGGUAUAUGGAGACUGUUGGAUUCCUUUCUGUCUCGGGUCUGAAGAAGGUAUCACAAGGAAAGGCCACACCACUGUCUGCCCCAAAGUACCAGCGACUGUAUAUUGACAACAACCUCUAUUCCCUCCAACAUCACUCCGCCACGAAUGUGUCAACCUUCGACACAGACCUGGGCCUCAAUGUCUCCAGAUCAAUCACUGCCGGCCGAAGCGCGUUGAAUCUCGACCAAGCGUUCGGAUGCGCCCCACGAAAUUUUUGGCUGAACCGAGCGUUGUACCCAUCUAAGGACAACAUUUUGACCCUACUCGAGGAGCUUAUCAUUCCAGAUACGUUCAACAAUGCUUCGGGAACUUCUCCUAGUAUCGUCAUCGCCAACAGUGGCGCCAUUCGCUUCGACAUUUUUGAGGGCCCUUUCACCAUCGAUACGACCUUCUUGGUUUCGCCGUUCACGAGCGGCUUCCGAAUGGUCCGCGAUGUGCCAUAUGGCGUGGCGAGCAAGGCCCUCAAACUUCUGAACAACAAGGGUCCGAUCCUGGUCACUGAGUUGCUGGCACUUGCCGACACGAAAGGUCUCAGCGCAAGCGACCUGCUUCCAUCUUACAUUCCGGCCAGCACAGCCAGCCUAGCUCAGACAGCCAAACGUCUUGAUAAGCACUCUGAAGCGUUCAUUGGAAAGGGCUCGCAACAGGCUGUGUUAGGCAACGGAGCAGCCGAUACACGUGGACUUCCGGGCUACACCACCGUCGACGACGAGGGCGCUGAAGGGGACGAUACCAUUCAUGAAGCUAUACGAUUCUAUGGCGUGCCAAAUUGCAUAGCUGCUAAUGUCGGGUUCGAUCCGGCGACCGAUGCCGCACAUCCCGAAAAGGUGGAUCUCGUCUACAAUGAGUUCAUUCAGAACUACAUUCUGCUUGCCUUGAAGUUCCUCGGGGAGAGUCGCGAGGUUAGCGACACGCAGCCGGCACUCCAGGGCAAGAGCAUGACGAACGUACUGAGUGAAUGGAUUCACCAGAAUUGGCCCUGCGAGCAGUGA
Dissoconium aciculare CBS 342.82 is the source of this 1884-nucleotide messenger RNA. RefSeq lists its product as uncharacterized. The record is from RefSeq and is a predicted model, not a curated record. Gene Ontology annotation, cellular component: cytosol. NCBI's taxonomy places the organism in Eukaryota, Fungi, Ascomycota, Dothideomycetes, Mycosphaerellales, Dissoconiaceae. Bases 1 to 1884 code for a protein of 627 amino acids. Gene Ontology annotation, molecular function: hydrolase activity. The transcript has a single exon. Gene Ontology annotation, biological process: nucleotide catabolic process.